UACGGCAGCUACGUCCUAAAAUAUUGUUAUGAUUGUAGAUGUGGCAGUCUAACAACGUGUCUUUGCUCAGCACUUGUCAACUUUGCUGCAGCAGGAAAAUUCGACUUUUAUGCGCUGCUUGUGGUCCUGAAGUCAAGUUGCAAUGUUGCAAAGGCUGGCUCUGUGCUCCCAUCUAAAGACAAGGACCAAUGUUUGCCCAGGCUUCAGCAGGGCAGUGUCCCAAGCCAAGUUCCCUGUCACCCAUUCUCCUGGGAAGUCUGCAGCGCACCGCAGCGAACUGCGACAGGCAAAGCGCAUUGUGGUGAAGCUGGGCAGCGCUGUUGUCACACGGGGAGACGAGUGUGGCCUGGCCCUCGGUCGCCUCGCCUCUAUUGUGGAGCAGGUGGCUGUGCUGCAGAACCAAGGCAGGGAGAUGAUGAUCGUCACCAGUGGGGCCGUAGCUUUCGGGAGGCAGAGACUGAGACAUGAGAUCCUGCUUUCUCAAAGCGUCAGACAAGCCUUGCACUCCGGGCAGAACCAGCUUAAAGAAAUGUCACUGCCGGUUCUGGAAGCCCGGGCGUGUGCGGCCGCUGGGCAGAGCGGGUUGAUGGCUCUGUAUGAAGCCAUGUUCACCCAGUACAGCACCUGCACUGCCCAGAUUCUGGUGACCAACCUUGACUUCCACGAUGAGCAGAAGCGUCGCAACCUGAACAGCACACUUCACGAGCUGCUUCGCAUGAACAUUGUGCCCAUCAUCAACACCAAUGACGCUGUGGUUCCGCCCCCUGUUCCCAACAGUGACCUGCAGGGGGUAAAUGUAAUACACAUCAAAGAUAAUGACAGCUUGGCUGCAAGACUAGCCGUUGAAAUGAAAGCAGACCUGCUUAUUGCACUGUCCGAUGUUGAAGGACUGUAUGACAGCCCACCAGGAACGGAUGAUGCCAAACUCAUUGACAUCUUCUACCCUGGCGACCAGCAAUCUAUCAGAUAUGGCUCCAAGUCCAAAGUGGGCAUUGGGGGCAUGGAAGCAAAGGUGAAGUCUGCACUGUGGGCGCUUCAGGGCGGAACCUCGGUCGUCAUUGCCAACGGCACCGACCCCAAGGUCACGGGCCACGUCAUCACAGACAUAGUGGAGGGGAAGAAAGUGGGCACCUUCUUCUCUGAAGUCAAGCCGGCCGGUCCCACAGUGGAGCAGCAGACUGAGAUGGCCCGACAGGCAGGCAGGGUUCUGGCCAAUCUUCACCCAGAUGAGAGAGGAGAGAUCAUUUGUCGUUUGGCUGACUUGCUGACUGAGAAGAAGGAGGAGAUUCUCAGUGCCAACAAGAGAGACUUGGAAGCUGCUGCCUCAUCAGGUCGUCUUUCCCAACCCCUUCUGGCGAGGUUGAGUCUGUCGUCGUCGAAGUUGAACAGCCUAGCCAUCGGCCUGCGCCAGAUCGCCAUAUCAUCCCGGUACAGCGUGGGCCAGGUGCUCCGCAGGACCAGAGUGGCCAACAACCUGGAGCUGGAGCAGAUCACUGUGCCCAUCGGCGUCCUGCUCGUCAUCUUCGAGUCCAGGCCCGACUGUCUUCCUCAGGUGUCUGCUUUGGCCAUCGCCAGUGGGAACUCUCUGUUACUGAAGGGGGGUAAAGAAGCUGCCAACACCAACCGUAUCCUGCAUCAACUGACCCAGGAGGCCCUCUCCAUCCACGGGGUGAAGGACGCCAUUCAGCUGGUGAGUACACGUGAGGAGGUAGAGGACCUGUGCAGGCUGGAUAAGAUGAUAGACCUGAUCAUCCCUCGAGGCUCAUCCCAGUUAGUCAGAGACAUCCAGAGAGCCGCCAAGGGCAUCCCUGUGUUGGGACACAGUGAGGGAAUCUGCCACGUCUACAUCGACUCUGAAGCUUGCAUUGAAAAGGCCAUCGAUAUCAUCAAAGAUUCUAAAUGUGACUACCCUGCGGCCUGCAAUGCCAUGGAGACCUUACUACUCAACAAAGACCUGCUGAGAACUCCAAUGUUUGACCAGAUCGUAGACAUGCUGAGAGUGGAACAGGUGAAGAUCCAUGCAGGACCCAGGUUUGCGUCCUACCUGACCUUCAGCCCGUCUGAGGUCAAGUCCCUGAGGACUGAGUAUGGGGACCUGGAGUGCUGCAUCGAGGUGGUGGACAGCAUGCAGGAUGCCGUGGACCACAUCCACAAAUACGGCAGCUCCCACACCGAUGUUAUUGUUACUGAAAACGAGGAGACCGCUGAACAGUUCAUGCAGCAGGUGGACAGUGCUUGUGUCUUCUGGAACGCUAGCUCGCGCUUUGCUGAUGGAUACAGAUUUGGUCUUGGUGCUGAGGUUGGCAUCAGCACGGCUCGUAUCCAUGCCAGGGGCCCCGUGGGCCUGGAGGGGCUGCUGACCACUAAAUGGGUCCUCCGUGGGGAGGGCCACACGGUGGCAGACUUCUCAGAGUCAGGCAGCAUGAAGUACCUUCAUGAGAACAUCCCCGUUCCACACCGGAUCCCCAGCUAAGUCACCACGCUUCAUGAGAACAUCCCUGUUCCACACCGGAUCCCCAGCUAAGUCACCAUGCUUCAUGAGAACAUCCCCGUUCCACACCGGAUCCCCAGCUAAGUCAACAUGCUUCAUGAGAACAUCCCCGUUCCACACCGGAUCCCCAGCUAAGUCACCACGCUUCAUGAGAACAUCCCCGUUCCACACCGGAUCCCCAGCUAAGUCACCACGCUUCAUGAGAACAUCCCCGUUCCACACCGGAUCCCCAGCUAAGUCACCAUGCUUCAUGAGAACAUCCCCGUUCCACACCGGAUCCCCAGCUAAGUCACUGCAGUCAGUUACAAAACACUCAAAUACAGCACUGGUCCCGUCAGGUGGGGAGUGGAAACUCAAAGGUAUAUUUUUCAACUGUAGCGUUUCAACUGCAAUGUCAUCUGUGGAUCAAACCAAUGUGACUGUGGCACUCAACAAACCAUGUGUUCUCCAGCUACAGCAUCAGAGCAUUACGAAGUCCUAUGACAGAGUUGUGAAGAAGUUGUAAGAAGAAAGGUCAAAAUGUAGGCGCCUGAAUAUAGGUCUUAGCCGUGGUAUAUUGACCAUGUACCACAAUCCCCCAGUAGCUUAUUCCUGUUAAUUAUUGGUUACCAAAGCAAUUUGAACAGUAAAACGUAUUUAUUUGCUACAGUUUGAUAUCGCAUGGCUUCCAGUCGAUUCGCAUUCAGGACUCAAACCACCUGGUUUAUGAUAAGAAAUAAGGUCCUGCAGGCCAGAGGGAAUCAUGAGUAUGUGAUAAAUACAUUUUGCUGUAUCCCUAUCGGUUAUGCAUAAGGUCUCUACAGUGUUUUAUUUUUAUAGUGACUCCAAGGACGCUCUGUUUUGUUUAACCCCCCCCCCCCCCCCCAAUGAAUUUGUAUAUGGUUAAAUUAUUUGCAAUCAUGAUUGGUAAAUGGCCUUAAUUUUUGUGACUUUUUAUAUUAGCUUUCCUUUUGUUCAUGGUUAUGGGCAUGUUUUGGCUGUUAGACCUAACAAGUCUUCUGUGAGUUUCUUUGUUUUGCCACAGAUGCUUAAUAAAUGAUGUACAGUUCUGUA
Molecule: messenger RNA, 3544 nt
Organism: Esox lucius (northern pike)
Lineage: Eukaryota; Metazoa; Chordata; Actinopteri; Esociformes; Esocidae
Product: delta-1-pyrroline-5-carboxylate synthase
Exons: 18
Coding region: 143-2473 (776 amino acids)
Cellular component (GO): mitochondrion; cytoplasm
Molecular function (GO): glutamate-5-semialdehyde dehydrogenase (NADP+) activity; glutamate 5-kinase activity; ATP binding
Source: RefSeq, a predicted model, not a curated record